Pistacia vera is the source of this 1498-nucleotide messenger RNA. RefSeq names its product protein S-acyltransferase 24-like. The transcript is spliced from 8 exons. NCBI's taxonomy places the organism in Eukaryota, Viridiplantae, Streptophyta, Magnoliopsida, Sapindales, Anacardiaceae. Gene Ontology annotation, cellular component: Golgi membrane. Gene Ontology annotation, molecular function: protein binding; palmitoyltransferase activity. The record is from RefSeq and is a predicted model, not a curated record. Bases 314 to 1483 code for a protein of 389 amino acids. Gene Ontology annotation, biological process: protein palmitoylation.
UGAAGGAAACGACUUCGGAUAUUCAUAGGCAAGUUGGAUUGUUAAUGUUUGGUCUUCCUCUCUCUCUUCCCCAUCUCUAUCCAUCGACCUCCCAGUCAACUCAUCCCCUUUCUCCUUCCUCCAAAAACCCUAAUUUCUUACGUUUUCAACAAUUUCCUCAAAUCAACCAAGUCAACCCUUAACAUUUUCCAAUCUUGUUGAAUUCAGUCAAAUCUUUACGAUCUGGUUUUAGUGUCAUUACUUUCUCAUUAACAUUACAAGUAAUUACCUUCAUUCUCUUUUAUUUUCUUUUAUUUUCGUUUCUUCUUUCAAUAUGUCGUCGGAGAUCGAGGUCGUCGAAGAGGUCGACCAAUCAUCCCAAUCGCAGAAUCACCAAUCCAACGACGUGGUGGUCGACGAGGAAAGUCUUCGGAACGAUGUCUACACGGCCGCCGCCUAUGGAGAUUUGGAAAAGCUUCAGAGGUUGGUUGAGUCCGAGGGUUGCUCCGUCUCCGAGCCCGAUGGAUUGGGCUACUAUGCGCUACAGUGGGCCGCGCUUAAUAAUCGGACGGCCGCUGCUCAGUAUAUCAUUGAGCAUGGUGGAGAUAUAAAUGCUGCAGAUCAUACCGGGCAGACUGCAUUGCAUUGGAGUGCAGUUCGAGGUGCAAUCCAAGUUGCCGAGCUUCUACUUCAAGAGGGUGCACGGGUUAAUGCGGCUGAUAUUUAUGGCUAUCAGACUACACAUGUUGCAGCCCAAUAUGGUCAAACAGCUUUCCUGUAUCACAUAGUUUCAAAAUGGAACGCUGAUCCUGAUGCUCCUGAUAAUGAUGGAAGAAGUCCUUUACACUGGGCUGCUUACAAGGGUUUUGCUGAUUGUAUACGUCUACUUUUGUUUUUGGAUGCAUACAGAGGACGCCAGGAUAAAGAAGGUUGCACUCCACUUCAUUGGGCUGCUAUUAGGGGUAAUUUGGAGGCAUGCACUGUGUUAGUACAGGCUGGAAAAAGGGAAGACCUGAUUGUUACUGAUAAUACUGGCCUUACGCCUGCGCAGCUUGCUUCUGAUAAGAAUCACAGACAAGUUGCUUUUUUCCUUGGGAAUGCUAGAAAGUUGCUUGAUAAGCGAUUUGAUGGGAACAGUACCCUUGGGAAGCUUUCAAAACUAGGACUUGCACCUGUACUUUGGUGUUUGAUUUUGCUGCUACUUGUGACUUACAUGCAUUCUGUCAUCAUGGCAUCAGAUUUGCCGAAGUUAACUGCUGGCUUUGGCCUUCUUGCAUGGUUGGGUGUUUUCCUAGCAAGUGGCGGAUUAGUUUUGUUCUAUAGGUGUAGUAGCUAUCCAAUCCUUCUGAAUGACGAAAAGAAGUCCCUUCAAAUUAGUUUAUAUCCAAUUCCCACAAAGAAGGAAGAUUAUGAACUCUUUCCAAUAGCAGGAGAAACUCAGGUCCGAGUUGCACAACUUAUGGGUUCUAGUUUCCACCAAACAGCCUCAGCUUCCUUAUUGUAAUGUUUGGUUUUCAAC